GAAAAGAAUUUGUGGCUUGCUUAUUGUCCCCGUGGCAAACAAUGAAGGAUGAGUCGCUAACAGUCGACCCUGCAGGAAAGGUGUAUCUUUUCUCAGUCGGUUCUCCAUAAUUGGCGGCAAGAAGAAAGAUCAGUCUGGAGAUGCUGAUGACGAUGAAUCCGAGCUGGGCGAUCACCGCACGGAAGGCAUGAACGCACAUGUCUUCUCUUCCUCGAUUGGAGCGAAUGGGUACAUACCGCAGCACAAAGAACCGCCCAGGUACAUCAAAGUUCGAGCGCACAAUAAGAAGGUUCGGGAGUUCAAUCGCAUGUUCUUAGCCCAAGAGUUGAGUGGCACGAAACAUACAUCGAGCGACGAGAAAGUGCCCGGGUUGACUACUUCUGAGGUUGACUCAACUUCUCACAAGCUAUCGAAGUCGCCAAAGACGAACGGUGCAGUUUGGGCGACAGAAUUUAGCAAAGAUGGCAAAUAUCUUGCGGCAGCUGGCCGUGAUCAAGUUGUGAGGGUAUGGGCGGUCAUCUCAACUCCAGAAGAAAGACUGGCGCAUGAGCAUGAGGAAGAUGUCUCGUCAAGCACUUCGGGCGGCGAGCGACUAAGUGCGCCUGUAUUCAGAUCAAAACCAAUACGAGAAUUCGAUGGUCAUACUGGUGACAUCUUGGACCUUAGUUGGAGCAAGAACAACUUCCUGUUGUCAUCGUCAAUGGAUAAAACGGUUCGGUUGUGGCAUAUAUCAAGACAAGAAUGCUUGUGCACUUUUAAGCAUAAAGAUUUUGUCACAUCCAUUGCCUUCCAUCCACGAGACGAUCGAUUCUUCCUCGCCGGUUCCCUCGACUCAAUUCUUCGAUUAUGGAGUAUACCAGACAAGUCAGUAGCAUUCUGGAACCAGUUACCGGAUCUCAUCACAGCCGUUGCUUUCUCUCCCGAUGGCAAGAUUGCUAUGGCAGGAGUACUUAGUGGUCUUUGUCUAUUCUAUGAGACAGAAGGUUUGAAAUACAAUACUCAAAUCCAUGUGCGCUCAUCACGUGGCAAGAAUGCCAAAGGAAGCAAGAUCACUGGCAUAAGGACUACUACCUUUCCACCGGAUGAUCCGGAAGGCGAGGUCAAGGUUCUGAUCACGAGCAAUGACUCUCGUGUCAGGUUGUAUAACCUGAAAGACAAGUCAUUAGAGAUGAAAUUCAGAGGACAUGAGAAUACAUGCAGUCAGAUCAAUGCUAGUUUUAGCGACGAUGCUCGCUACAUAAUAUGUGGUUCGGAGGACAGAAAAGCAUAUAUCUGGAAUACAGGUCCUAUCGAGUCCGAGAACAAAGACAAACGUCCCAUGGAAUUGUUUGAAGCACAUGCCGAUAUGGUCACAGCCGCAGUCAUUGCUCCUACCAAAACUCGGCAGCUUCUAAAUGAUUCUGGAGAUCCAAUAUAUGAUCUUUGCAAUCCUCCACCAGUCACUCUGCUGAGUCGAGAAGAGUCGCGAGGGGAGUCUGCUGCUUCGUCUGUUGUUCGUGCUGGCUCCGAGAAACGGCAUUCGGACCCCGCGAGCGUGUCUACCAAGACACCGGCAUACUUGGCCAGAAGUGAGCAUAAUGAUGGUCUUAUAAUUGUCACAGCAGACUAUCUUGGCGUAAUCAAGGUCUAUCGGUGUGACUGCGCACACAAACGAAGAGUCGAUCUCUGGGAAAGCAAUUCUUUCUCAAAAAAGAAGAUUUUAGCCAGAUCUGGCUCGAUAAUGACGAAGAACUCAGGAGGCUCGCAUUCCAGGAGAGGAUCAAUCUCACAAGCUUCAUUUACUGGACCUCAGAUACAGUCAGAUCAUAUUCUCUCAUGGCGGAAUGGCAUCACGGACGAUGGAAGUGUACGGAGAGGCUCUGAUAGAAGCGUCUCACCUGGCAAAUUCCAUCGCAACUCACAAUCACAAUCGAUUUCUAAUUCUCAAAAUAAUCUCGCUAGUCAGGCUCGUCAGCAGCAAUAUGCUGGAACACCUACGAUGACACAGCAGACGCCAAGUGUCUCCACGACUAGUCCUCCUCCAAGUAUCCAUAAAACUACAACCAGGAACUCAAAUGCCACCGCCAGCCAGCCACCGACUCCGAGCUUCACCUACGCCGCCGCUGACGAAAGCCCUCUGAAGCUCGAUGCUGCGGGAAAGUCAAACCAAUUCUGGAAUCUCACCGCCUGGAAACAACAACUUGGCACAGCACGAGAUCCGAGCAAACUCGAUUCCAGCAGCCUAAUGCCACCCAUCGAACGCGGGAGCAGCGUGAUCAGCAAACUGAGCUCCGAGGACGGCACAUCGGCCGAAGACGAAGACGAAAGUGAGAGCGAGGCAUUAACCUGUCGGAAGUGCGGCGGCAAGGAUUUCAGGGCGAGGAAAUCGCCGGGGAGAGGUCUCCUUAUGGUUUGUACGAGGUGCGGAUCAACUGUAGAAUAGGGUGGGAGAUGAUCGGUCAUGACUAUGAUAAUGUAUAUUAUGAAGGGAAGAACGGCAUUCGUGGAUUUAGCGUUGGAUGGCGCGCUUCAAACAUUUAGUGGGAUGUGAGAUAGCUUGUAUGAAGUGAAGACCCUAAAGGUCUUUCAGGAUCAGCGUCGG
Messenger RNA from Mollisia scopiformis, 2581 nucleotides. RefSeq names its product WD40 repeat-like protein. Bases 188 to 2422 code for a protein of 744 amino acids. The transcript has 3 exons. The record is from RefSeq and is a predicted model, not a curated record. NCBI's taxonomy places the organism in Eukaryota, Fungi, Ascomycota, Leotiomycetes, Helotiales, Mollisiaceae. Gene Ontology annotation, molecular function: protein binding.